AUGUACAACCACCACAGCAGCCGAUACUCGAACUCGGCAAACUCGUCGUCAUCCUCAUCUCGCCCGCACAGCGCAAUCGGCCAGGGCGGGCCACUCGGCGCUUGGGCAGACUGGGCCGUACGCAACCUCGACCCAGACAUCCAAGUCACCCCUGUACAGACCUACGUCGAACGCUGCUGCCACCCAUCCCUCGGACAGCCCAACCUCGCCCUCAACCUCGAACUCGCAGACUACGUCAACCAGAAAAAGGCAAACACCCCGCGCGAGGCCGCCAUCGAGACGGUGCGCAAGAUCAACUCGCGCAACCCGCACGUCGGCAUGCUCGGCCUCUCCCUCCUCGACAUCCUCGUCAAGAACUGCGGAUACCCCUUCCACCUCCAGAUUGCCACAAAGGAGUUCCUCAACGAGCUCGUAAAGCGCUUCCCCGAGCGUCCCUCGCCCUUUCCCUCGCCCGUACAGACCAAGAUCCUCGAGCUCAUCCACGAGUGGAAACUCACCCUCUGCGUCACCAGCAAGCACAAGGAGGACCUCGUCCACAUCCGCGACAUGCACCGCCUCCUCAGCUACAAGGGCUACCGCUUCCCCAACAUCGAUUCGCGAGCCGCCAGCGUCAUGAACCCGGAAAACAACCUCAAGUCGCCCGAGGAGCUCGAGGAAGAGGACCGCGCAGCGCAGGGCGCCAAGCUGCAGGAGCUCAUCCGCCGAGGCACGCCGCGCGACCUUGCCCAGGCGCAGGAGCUCAUGAAGAUCAUGUCGGGCGCCGAGCCCGAGUCCAAGCCCGACUACAGCUCCCAGACGCGCAAGGAGCUCGACAAGAUCCAGAGCCGCGCCAUCCUGCUCAACGACAUGCUCAACAACGCCAACCAGGGCGAGAGGUUUGCAAAGGGCGACGCCUACGACCAGAUCUCGGCCCACCUCCGCAGCGUACAGCCGCGCAUCCAAAAGUGGAUUGGCGAGGCCGAGGGCGCCGACGACGGCGAGGCGGAUUCGCACGUGGGCAUGGAGCGCCUCCUCCUCAUCAACGACCUCAUCAACCAGGUGUGCGAGCGCUACAAGGCCUUUACUCGGGGCGACUGGAGCGCCACGGCCAACAUCGACCCCAGCAUCGACCCGAGCCGCGGCGGCGCAGACGCCGUGCCCACGGCCAAGAUCCAGGACCUGAUCGACUUCGACGACGCAGACAGCGGGCCAGGGGCGUCAGGAGCCGCAGGGUCGGCCGGCAGCGGAAGCGGCAACAUCAUGGACGACUUUGCCAGCCUCACGUUUGACGAUGCGCCUGCCGCCGCCACGGCAUCGGCCGCCAGCCAAACAGCGGCGCCCUCGUCUUCGUCAGCGAGCGCUACGGGGCCAGGGGGACUACCAGCCGACCUAUUCUCGGCGCCGUCUGCAUCGUCGUCUUCAUCGCUCAACGGCGGCGGCGGCGGCAGCGGAGGAGGGUGGGGAGCGCUGCAGCUUCCGACAUCCUCGACGUCCUCGCCCGCGCCCACCGGUACGUCGGCGGCAGGGAGAUCGGGCCAGUCGUUUAUCGACGCGCCUACCCUCGUACCUUCCAAGCCCGGUACGCCGUCUUCCCAGUCGACGACGGCGACGACGCAGCCACAGUCGACCUCGGCCUCUGUGCAGGGGUCCAAGAAGAAUGAUCCGUUUGCGGAUCUCGAUGACCUGUUCAAGUAA
This is a messenger RNA of Pseudozyma flocculosa PF-1, 1674 nucleotides long. RefSeq lists its product as uncharacterized. Gene Ontology annotation, cellular component: trans-Golgi network. Lineage: Eukaryota; Fungi; Basidiomycota; Ustilaginomycetes; Ustilaginales; Ustilaginaceae. Gene Ontology annotation, biological process: protein transport to vacuole involved in ubiquitin-dependent protein catabolic process via the multivesicular body sorting pathway; Golgi to endosome transport; Golgi to vacuole transport. Gene Ontology annotation, molecular function: phosphatidylinositol binding; ubiquitin binding. The coding region runs from base 1 to 1674 and encodes 557 amino acids. The transcript is spliced from 5 exons. The record is from RefSeq and is a predicted model, not a curated record.